CUGACUUACAGGAGUGGUAGUGUUUUCCAAAUUUAUCGAUAUAUUUUGCACAAAAGAUGGGUGAAGGGAUUGCUGAUUGCUUACCACUGGCACUACGAUCUGUUGGGGAUGCCAUCAAGCUUGACUCAGACAACAGGAUUAAGGUUUGAGUUUUAACCAAGCUCGCGAAAGAAAUUCAAAAUCACUUACCCGGAUCAAAACACUUUUGAAUAGCCCCCAGUUUGGAGUACUGAGAUGCAGGAGGCAUACUGUCAGUAUCUCAGUUGCAUCAUCUAUAUAUCACAAGUUCUUAAGGAUGAUGCUUGGGACAAAGACCUCCAAUUGGUGUACAACAGGGACUCAGCCAAGUUAUUCCGUAUGCUUCAGCAAUGUCAGGAGAGAGCUUUGACAAUAAUAUCUUCUUUGGCAAAUAAUACUUCAACAAGUCAAACACCCCCCACUAAUCAAAUACCUCAGCAUCUUCACCCUUCAUCUGAAGGUUUGCCACAUCGCUAUUCUGACAGUCAGGUUCCAAUUCCUGGCCAAUCACCUCAGCAUCAACUGGCACCACAAGAUGUGACUAUUCGUAAGCUGUCUGACACAAAUUCUCCAGCAGCAACUUUGGCAAAACCCACAGCUGAUGGACACCUUUAUCUACCAUCACCCCCUGGAUCUCCAUUACCUCGUCAUCGUCGAACUGGUAGCAAUGAUCCUUUGGAGAAAGCUUACACGGAAAAUAAACAGUUGAUACAAGCAUACAGGACAAGAAUGCAGAAUGCAAACAAGGGGGGAACAAACAAGGAUAUGAUUUCCCGUAAUCUCAGUUUAAUGCGAAGGAUGUCAGAAAACCUUGCCAUUGAAAAGGCCAGGGAGCAAGCUAUAAAGCAAAAAUUGUUGGAGCGACAACGAAGAUUGCAAGAGGAAACAAACAGACGUCUUGGCCCUGCAGUGUAUUCUACCAAGGAACAGCAAGGACAGCGUAUUAUUUACACAAAGAUUUUGGAGUUUGAACAAGAGACCGUGUGGCCGAAACUCUUACGGAAUAGAUUGAAACUUUUGCCAGAAGAUUCCAAGUUGAUCAAGGAAAUAAUAGCUAAGAUUUUCAGCUCAUCGGAUCAUCCUCUUACCCAGUUUCUCCUCCAGUAUCAGUAUUACGUUUACCGGAAACUGGCACCUCUUGUGAAGGAUGUGGGAUUUCCUGAUGUAAAAAGCGGAAGAAUAGCUACCAGCGAAGGAACUGGUGCAGUUAUAAAGGAAUCUCACUCUGACGAGCACGUGAAGAAAUCGACAAUCAUCGAUGAUGAACAAAACCGAGGGAAAAACCUUAACACGCUAACUAAUGCUGGAGGUAAUUUUGAAGGUCACUUUUCAUCUGAGACUAAUAUUGAGGAAAGUUUGAAAGGUACGAAAGAAAUUGUGAAAGGCACCGCUGAGGAAAAGGAACAUGAAACAGUCGAAAUUCAUGAUGCAGCGUUCGUAAAGAAUACUAGAGAUGGUGGUAGUGUAGAAAAAGGAAAGGACGGUGAUAGCGAAUGCGCGAGCUCUGGAACUGAUUUAGCGAAACUCAAAAAUCUUCUUGGAGAUGAUCUUCAGUCGGAAGUCUCUGACACUAAUACUUCGCAGCCUACUGCUGUUGCGACAUCAGGUGAUGCGGCAUCACUGGAGAGUUAUUUUGAGGAGCUAGAGGACGAUAUGUUUGGCUGGGAUAGCAACGACGAUGAAAGUACACACACGGACAUUGAAACUGUUGAUGGAAGGAACACACAGACAACGGCAGAUGAAAAGACUUGCAGUGAACUUAAAGAAGAUACGAGUCAAAAUAGGGAAGAGGAUGCAUCCCAUACUGUCGCGAGAUCUGUUACGGAACACAGUCAGGUAGACUCUUCAGAAGUCUGCGCAGAUACUCCUUCACAACUCAGCGUGGACUCAACAAAUAGAAGUGAUGCGUUUGCAAACAGUGAUCCUAAUACGCUCCUUGAAGAAGGCGUUGAGUUGUCAAUAGCAAGUAAAAUCGGUAAAACCAGCCAAGACCAACCAAGAGACGAUACAAAUCCGUUUGAAGCAGAUGAGUUUAUUUCAAACCAAAAAGUUGAGGGUAAUGAAGAAGAGACAGCAAGAAACGACACCAACGGGGAAAGUCAACAACCGCACAAUAGUCUGAAGCCGCUAGGACAGGUUGGUGAGGAACAGAUUGCUAGUAAUAACACCCUAGGGGACGGAGAUAUCCAACAAUCAGUGGAAAGUUUAAACGAAGGAGAACAGGUUGGUGAAGAACAGAUAGCUAUUAUUGACAUCCACAAUGAUGGAGAAAUCCCGAGACCAGUAGAGAAGUCAAAUAAGUAUGAUACUAUAAGUGAAGUCCCAUUUGAUCAGGCAAACAGUGGAGAUGAAGAGAACACACAAACACCUCGACUGUCUGGGUUUGUUAGUGAACGAAGUGGCAAGGAGGAAAAUGGUAGCACAACUCCUACUACAACUGCAUCUGACGAAAGGAGGAAACAAUUGAAGGACGUUUUGGUGGAUGUGAGAUUUUUUCUUGGUAUGUUUGUGCAGCAAACACUCAUUUAAUCAUAACCAAAAGCCA
Messenger RNA from Pocillopora damicornis (cauliflower coral), 2563 nucleotides. RefSeq lists its product as uncharacterized. Gene Ontology annotation, cellular component: cytosol; endocytic vesicle. Gene Ontology annotation, biological process: vesicle-mediated transport. The record is from RefSeq and is a predicted model, not a curated record. Lineage: Eukaryota; Metazoa; Cnidaria; Anthozoa; Scleractinia; Pocilloporidae. Gene Ontology annotation, molecular function: guanyl-nucleotide exchange factor activity; small GTPase binding.